GUUAGAGCUGUGCUCCUUUAUCUUUUCCUCUUCUCUGAGAAUCUUCGCGCUUGGCUUUCAUUGCGCAUAUAUUCCCCCUAGGCCUCGAGUUCCGGCUCAUUCGCUUCCGCUCCUUUCAACUCUCAACGUCCAACGCCCAUGUUGCUAACAAAUGGGUCACCUAUUCUUCCCCUCCUAGGUACCGUCAUCAACUCUAUCCUUGAGGUUUUCUUGAUAUGCUUGGCUGGCAACAUCGCUGCCCGCAAGGGUAUCAUAGAUAAGAAUGUGCAACGCGCUCUUAACAAACUCAACGUCUUCAUCUUCACACCUUCUCUUCUCUUCUCCAAAGUCGCGUUCUCUCUCAAUCCAGCGAAACUUCAGGAACUAUGGAUCAUCCCCUUUCUCUUCGUGGUCGUCUCAGCUAUAUCAGGGCUUGUAGCCAAUCUCGUAGGGAGGGUGUUCAGGCUGAAGCGGUCGCAAAGGAACUUUGCCAUAGCCGCCUCCAUGUUCAUGAACUCCAAUUCUCUGCCAAUUGCCCUCAUGCAGAGCCUAGUCGUCACUGUCUCUGCACUCCGGUGGGACCAGGAUGACGAAGCAGAUGCGAUGCUCGGACGCGCCCUGACGUACCUUGUUCUGUUCAGCACGUUAGGCAUGGUGCUUCGCUGGAGCUAUGGCGUCAGCCUGCUCGCCAAAUCAGACGAACCGGACCGCAAAGACCCCGCGUAUCUGGAUGUCGAACGCGCGCCCCAGCCGGACAUCAACAUCGUCGUUCACGGUCCUGAGACAAACUACGGCUCGCUGAACAAUGAUGGGCGCUCAGACUCAGACAGCGAGGAAUCCAACUUCAUAUCUGAUACCGGGCGAAAGAACGGGAGCGCCGUGCCGAAUUCAUAUAAGCAACCUCACUCCAGCUACGCUUCAACGUCAUCCUCGCUUCCCCACCUUCCUCCCACGUCGCCUUCAGAGGCAGGCUCACAUACCCCAGAAUCAAGCUCAGUCCCGGUGAAGAAGAGCAUAUUUGCUCCUCUCAAGCGCGCAUGGCACGCAAUCAACGGGUUCAUGACACCCCCACUAUGGGCGGCACUACUAUCGCUUGUCGUCGCAUGCGUCCAACCCUUGCAGCACUUCCUCGACCAGCACUUCCCGCCCGUCAAAGGUGCCUUGUCCGCUGCUGGCAGCUGCUCCGUCCCCGUGACGAUGGUCGUCCUCGGCGCGUACUUCUACAACUCAGGCAGCAACGACGCUGGCAAAUCCAGUUUCAGACCUGACAGAGUUGGAGUUGGUGCGAGUGCCAUCAGCGCUCCCUCAGCGACUGGUCAUGGCGAUGAUGAAGCAGUGGACGAGCGAACGCCCCUAUGCCCCAAAGGCCCGGGACGCAGAGUGCACAAGGAGCGCAGCACGGGCACGCUUGCGAGCGUGCCGAGCACCAAGUCGAUCAUCAGCUUCUUCCAGGGCGCGUUCCGGCCGAAACAGCCGAAGCGCGGCGCCGUCUAUCUCGAAGGCGACGAGGAGGCGGGGCGGAGCGCGCGUACAAGUGCAGAGACGUCUGAAGACGAGUCGGACGAUGCGCUCGCACCCUCUGCGUCGCACGAUCGCGAUGCCACAGCGGUCGAAUGGGAGCCGCCGGCGUCGUGGAAGCAAAUCGAGACCCCCGACAACGUCGACAGGCGAGGCGAGGGCCGCACGGUGCUCGUGGCUGUGCUUUCGCGCAUGGUGCUUGUGCCGCUUGUGCUUAUACCCCUGUUUGCGCUGGCGGUGCAGUGGGACGCGCAUGAACUGUUGGAUGAUCCGGUAUUCAUUGUAUCGACAAUCCUCCUGAUCGCGAGUCCACCUGCAAUCACGCUUGCGCAGAUCACGCAGGCAGCGUCGAGCGACGCCUUUGAGCGCCUUGUGAGCCGGACCAUCUUUUGGAGUUAUUGCAUUGUUACGCCUCCGACCACGAUCGUUGUCGUGAUUGUUGGGCUUCUUAUCGCUGGGUUGGCCUGAGGUGGUUACUUUAGUGGAUAGACGGAAUGUAGGUGGUGGACCUUCAUCUUACAUUGUAUCUAUAGCAUAUGUUUCUUGUUUUCAAUGCGAUAGAUCAUACAGUAUAUCUUCUAACGUUAUGUUAUUCCUGUGAGAGCACCUGGUCCUCUCAAAAUGAUACGAAGUUCUACUAGGAGGCGUGUUAUCAUAUCCAUGGCUCCGGAGUCCGGACUCAUUAUAAUCGGAAGGCAAAGCGGCAGGGUUCAAAAUAUUACUACUAGCUAUGCAUCAGCAGCUAUGCACGCAUCUUAUCGCCUACUUAAUGAUAUGAUAGAACCUAUCAACC
Molecule: messenger RNA, 2290 nt
Organism: Coniophora puteana RWD-64-598 SS2
Lineage: Eukaryota; Fungi; Basidiomycota; Agaricomycetes; Boletales; Coniophoraceae
Exons: 7
Coding region: 139-1965 (608 amino acids)
Biological process (GO): transmembrane transport
Cellular component (GO): membrane; endoplasmic reticulum
Source: RefSeq, a predicted model, not a curated record